AUGCCGAUAAGCUACACCAACAGCUCAUCUUUCAAAGCAAGCUAUGACAGCGGGUGUGCCAAAGCUGAUGGAGACUUUGGGAUACCUGAACGAUGCUAUUGCGGCCUUCGAUGUAGAUUGGAAGAGUCUACAGCUCCAGAGACGUUUGGCAGGAAGUUCUAUAGUUGCCUUGAUAUAUUAGGCGAAUGUGAUAAACCGGGUCACAUCUCCAAAUGGUGGGUUCUAGCCAUUGAAGAGCAGUUGACCAUUCUUCAAAUACGAAUUGACAAGCAGAGCGAAAGCAUGUUCCGUGACAACCGAACAGCCCUUCUGCAAUCAUAUGAGAAUCGGCUGUAUGCAUUGGAGGAUCGCCUUGCUGCAACCGAGAAGACCAUUAGCGAGAUCGAGGAGUUCAUAGGGUUCAUUCAGAGUGAAAUUGCUGGAGUGAAAGAAGCACUUGCUAAUCGAGGCCGUGAGUUAAGGAGGUCAGAACAGCCAAUGGAAAACCCAGAGUUCCCCCCGCGUCUCUUCUCGAAAGGCGAUGAGCCGUCUCCGCUGAAAAGCAUCGGUUACUAUAGCGGUGAGACGAAGCUGAUGACUGCACUCGAGGAAGCACUCACACAAGAUGAGUGGGAAGAGAUAUUGAACUCUAGACUGGGAGUGUUCCUGAAGUUCAGUCAGUUGGAUUUCGGCUGGGCAUCUAGACUGGUGCAUUACAUUCUCGGCAUGCAGCUAGUUUGCAAGAAAAAAUUUGAGAUUUGGAGCCUCGUAGGUCUAAUCCCGAUCCGCUUUUCUUUGAAUGAGUUCGAACAUAUUACUGGCUUGAAUUGCGAGUACGUCGACAACCUCGAGGAUCCGGUGGUUGAGAUAACUGAUGAGAUGAAAGAUUUCUGGGAGCGAUUGGGAGUCAAUCAGGAGUUGGGCCCGAGCACUGAAGACUUGAUAGAAGCUUCUACUUGGGCUAGGUUGGCAAGGCUUGUGAUGGAUUUAGAAGCGUUUGAGAACUACCCUUGGGGAAGAGUGGCCUUCAAAAACCUGAUGCGGUCGGUGAAGGAGAAAGAAAUUUGGAAGUCGUCGUACACCAUUGAGGGGUUUGUUCAAACACACAUUAACAACUACGUUGUUAAGGAAUUCUUCGACAUGUUUCCGCGCUGGGAAAUUGAAGACGAUGAUGAAGAAGACGAGAGGACUGACAACAUCAUCAAAGCGAUGUAUGGUCAUUUUGGCCCUAAACAAUGGACAUGGGAAAGGAGUCAUUGGCCUCCAACAGGUGUGACCAAGUAUGUCAAGUCCGAAGGGUCUGUCGAUCUGAAGAGGCGAUCGGAAUCAGUUGGUGAUCAAGGAAGUCGGAAGCGGUUCUGCCCAGCCUCUGGUGAGGAAGAUGAGUCAAUGGUCACGAUUCUGAAGGACUACAUGGACGACUGCUUCAACAAGAUGAUGGAUGGGUUGAGUAGUUGUGAAUCUCAGAUCAAACUACUCAACACAAAGUUGGGAACGGUGGAGCAGAAAUUAGAGGUUGUGAUCCUCCAAGCUGGGACCGGAGGUACAAAGGAGGAUGUGGCUCAGACUGGGGAAGCAGACGCCGAGGGCGCAAAACCUGUUGGCGACGAUCAAACAGACGCGGACGCCGAUCAUAAUAUCGGGAGUAAUUUUAUGUCUAAGCAAAAUGAACAAACUGAUGUCCCAAGUGAGAGCGUGAACGAUGGUAAGCAGGGAACUCCAGAGCCAAGCGUCGUUAUGGUUGAUCCAGCAAAAUGCGACAUCGACUUCGAUCAGGUCCAGAAAGAUAAACACGAGAAAGGCAAGAAGGCGGCACAACUGGUUGCUCGUGCGAAGAGUGAACGUCUGCGAAAGUUGGCUCCUACACAACAAAGCCCUUUCAAACCCAACAACACAGCGAAGGAAAUAAUCCCAAACAAAAAUGUCCGAGGGUGCGGAUAUGAUCCGUUUGAUAUGAAACACAUGAAGCAAAAGAUCGGUGUGCUAACUGAUUGUCUGAAAAAAGAUCCGGCAUAUCCGAAGCGGGUAAAAUGGUCAUCCGUGGACUGGUACUUCAUUCUAAGAGUUCCUAAACAAUGGCUAGCAGACACUAGGUACAAGUACAAGGAGUUCGUAGACUCUCACGCCAACCCUGAUGGUUCAGGCAAGCUCCUUCCAGCUGGCUCGUUCGAGUACUACACUGGCGCAGCCCCAACCUACUGCGUUAGUAACAAGACGUGGGGGUAUGAUGUGGAUGACCUCCAUGCGAAUACUCAUGCAUCGGAUAUUCAGAUUGAGGCUGCUGUGACUCCUAUUACCGUCUUGGUUCCCUACAUACUCCGUGAGUGUGCACCUGCUGAAGACCGUAUCAAUCUGACUUAUGAUCCAUUCACGUGGGAGCGAAUCAAGGGGCAUUUGAUCUCAUAA
This is a messenger RNA of Eutrema salsugineum, 2385 nucleotides long. RefSeq lists its product as uncharacterized. Bases 1 to 2385 code for a protein of 794 amino acids. The transcript has 10 exons. The record is from RefSeq and is a predicted model, not a curated record. Lineage: Eukaryota; Viridiplantae; Streptophyta; Magnoliopsida; Brassicales; Brassicaceae.